Acanthopagrus latus (yellowfin seabream) is the source of this 5595-nucleotide messenger RNA. Its product is annotated as adenylate cyclase type 8. The record is from RefSeq and is a predicted model, not a curated record. Gene Ontology annotation, biological process: intracellular signal transduction; adenylate cyclase-activating G protein-coupled receptor signaling pathway; cAMP biosynthetic process. NCBI's taxonomy places the organism in Eukaryota, Metazoa, Chordata, Actinopteri, Spariformes, Sparidae. Gene Ontology annotation, cellular component: plasma membrane. Bases 1520 to 5071 code for a protein of 1183 amino acids. The transcript is spliced from 24 exons. Gene Ontology annotation, molecular function: adenylate cyclase activity.
ACUGUGUAACGUUGUUAUCACGUCGUGUCGUCACAGUUUGACCUCCUGACUCACUCUGAUCAUCACGUGUGAUGAUGCUUUUCCUGUCGCCUCAGAGCCCCUUUAAGGUCAAAGUGUGUGUGUGUGUGUGUGUGUGUGUGUGUGUGUGUGUGUGUGUGUGUGUGUGUGUGUGUGUGUGUUCUUGUCUGUGCACGUUUUACUGGAUUGAAAUAAUAAAAAGACAAAGAUCAUUUCUCAGACUUGAGCCUGUUUCUGUGCGGUGUGAGGAUGUUUGUUGAAUGUAAUGAUGUUGUGUGUGUUUUGUGGUUUUGGAACAUUCUUUGUUUAUUCUGGGAUGUUCUGGGUUCUCCGGCACCGAGGAUUCUGGACUGUUCCUUGUGUCUGUCUGUGGUUCUGACUGUUUCUGUUUGGAUCAUUAACACAGUUCUGUUCUGUCACAAACACACAGCACACACGAUGUGACCUGUUUGAGGUUUCCAAAUCCCAUCAUGCACUUGUGUGUAUACACACACACACACACACACACACACACACACACACACACAGUUAAUCUGGCCUGUUGGUGAGCAGCCAUUUGUCUCUGUUUCAGGAUAUCUGAUGGGAUUAACACACACAGCUCGGUCUGCUGUGUGUGUUUGUCUUCUGUCUGCUUGGAUUUCUGUCUCUUUGUGCUUGUCUGAAGAUAUUUCUGAUUCUGGAAACACUGAACGGUUCUGUUCUGAUCUCUGACUUCUGCCUGGGCUCGUUAUUCAGUAAAUGUUGUUUCCUGGAGGUGAGUUCAACACAUGGAGAGACUCCAGCUGUCCUGUUCGCUCAGCGCUCUAACUUUGAGAGUUUUGCAGUUCAGAGCUGGAGUGAACGUUGGAUGAUGGUCGUAUAACAAACGUGGACAAAAUGGACGCAACGCCGUGUGGAUCAUGAACAGGGAUCGAAAACAGGAAGAGAAAAUGGAGGGAGGGGUGAGAACACCAGCGAGCUGAAGAAACAGAUGAACAGAAGCGAGGAGAGAACUCAACACCGACAGGAAGGAGAAGAAGAAACAGACCAGUGAAGGUGUGACGAGGCAUGAGACAGGUGUCACCUGGACCACACACACACACGCACACACACACACACACAAACUGUUAGCUUUAGCCUCAGUCUGUUGGCAUUAUAUGAAACAAGUUGUGCAUAUUUAAAACUUUUUUAAGCUAAUUAUAUUCACUGAAAACUUUCAGACAUCAUGGGGAUAACGUUAGCUUCAUUAGCUAGUUAGGUAGCCACAGUGACAUCAUCAGAAACAGUCAGAAGGGGCGGGGCUUGAUGGUAUAGUGGAGAGGGUGUUUCCGUUCCCUGUGAGGAGCAAAUUACUAUGAUUGAGAUGAACUAAUUCCAGAGAUUAAUGGACCGGUGCUGUGACGUGAGCGGAUUAGCCCUCAAACCCGUUUGGACCCGGGCCAGCACCAGGUGUUCAGGCCAACUGUCCUGCUGAGAGGCCGUCAGGUCACAGAUCUGUUGGCUGUCGCCGCUGUUGUAAACCAUGGACGAUGACCGCGGCAGGCUGGAGAAUGGCGACUGCGAGCUGGCACGGCAGGCCAGUGACAUCACCUUCAGCGCAAACAUAAGCCCCGCCCCCAGCCUGAGGAGGAAACAGCUGAUGUGGCAAAACGCCGUCAGAAACAUCAUCGACCAGCACAACCUGUACUCGCUGAGGCUCGCCGGGGGCCUGGAGAGAGGGCGGCACCGCAUCAUCGUCACCGACGCCUACAUCGCUGACAUCAACAGGCAGAUUCGCAAUAAGGCGACUCGUGGAACAUUGUGGCAGAAGCGUCGCUCGUCGGCCGCUCGCAUCCACCCGUCACUGCCCCGGAUCAGCGCCGCCACAAAACCCAAACACGACUCGCAAGGUGACGCCGACUUCCUCGUGUCCUCGGGGUCGACUGUGAGAGGCGUCUUCAUCCCUGCACUGCAACACACAUUCAAGUCUCCGGACUUGGAGCAGCUGUACCAGCGGUUCUCGUCAGGUCAGAGAAGAACGUCGCUGGUCGUCACCAACGUGAUCGACAUCCUGACCCGACUCCUCAUCUUACUGCUGACAUGGCCGCCGGGCUGGUGGGGCGUGGCCUGUGAUUGGCUCGCCGGCCUUUCCGUCAUCAUGUGGACAGGGAUUUGUGUGCUGGCACUGACCAGGAAGGAAGUGAUGUCAUCACCUCAGUGGCUGAGGUACCUGUCUGUGGCCAGCUGGCUGUCUCAGACGCUGCAGGUGUUGGUGGGCGUGUUCACCUGGGCGGAGAGCGAUCACUCCCGGUACGUCCUCUUCUGCCUGUUCUCCACCUACACCUUGCUGCCCCUCCCCCUGCUCUGGUCCAUCGUUGCUGGGGCGACCACCUCCACCCUGCACCUGCUGCUGGACAUCUUCCGUCACUACGGCGACCACACCUCCAUCAGAAAGGUGCUGUCCAAGGCCCUGCUGUACCUGGCCGUCAACACUGCUGGGCUCUUCAUCCACUACCUGUCAGACCGGACCCAGAGACAGGCCUUCCUGGAGACCCGGCGCUGUAUCGAGGGACGGGUCAGACUGGAGAGGGAGAACCACAGACAGGAGCGCCUGGUGAUGUCCAUCCUGCCUCGUUUCCUGGUCCUGGAGAUGAUCGCUGACAUGGCCCCCAUAGAUGAAUAUCUGCUGCCUCAGCAGUUCCAGAAGAUCUACAUCCACCACUACAAAGACGUCAGCAUCCUGUUUGCUGACAUCAUCGGCUUCACGUCUCUGUCGUUGAUCCUUUCGGCUCAAGAACUCGUUAAAACGCUCAACGAACUCUUCGGGCGCUUCGACAGGCUGGCCGAGGAGCACCAGUGUUUGCGUAUUAAGAUCCUGGGCGACUGUUAUUACUGCGUCUCUGGCGUGCCGGAGCCUCAGCGAGGUCACGCCCGCUGCUGCGUGGAGAUGGGCCUCAGCAUGAUCAACACCAUCCGUUACGUCCGUCGGGAGCUGCAGCAGGAGGUGGACAUGAGGAUCGGGGUCCACUCUGGUUCGGUUCUUUGUGGUGUUCUGGGUGUUCAGAAGUGGCAGUUUGACAUCUGGAGCUGGGACGUCGACAUCGCCAACAGUCUGGAGGCUGCGGGGGUGCCGGGGCGGGUUCAUAUCUCUCGGACGACUCUCGAGUGUCUGGGUGGGAUCUAUGAGACGGAGGCGGGGCAUGGCCAGGAACGCAGCGAGUUUCUCCGGAAACACAACAUCGACUCAUUUCUGAUCCGCCCGGCCCAACGGGAGGAGGCGGAGCCACCAAGAGCGAGACGUCCGAGCUACGACGAGAUGACGACCUGGAGCGCCGAGCUGCCGUUCGGAGACAUCCUGGGAAUGAACUUUAUCCUCGCCACCUUCACCAACGGCUCUUUAACCCAGCUGCCCAAUCAUAUCGCAGCACAGCGGUCAGGAUCACGUGAAGUCAACAAGAGGAUCUGUCAGGCCAUGGAGGUUCGGAGCAGCGAGCGCAUGAGGAAGGAGCACAUCACAACAUUCACUCAGGUGUUCAAGGACUCACACAUGGAGGGAAAGUACUCCCAGAUGAGAGACGAACUCUUCAAGUCCAACAUGGUUUGUUCCUUCAUCAUGCUGCUGCUGCUGAUGGCUGUCCAGGCGCUAAUCCCCGCCCCACGGUUUUUUCCGAUGGUGGCUCAGUUCGUGGUCGGUGGCAGCAUUUACUUCCUGCUCCUGCUGCUGACUCUGGGGGAGGAGUUUAAGAGUUGCCCCGCCCCUCUGCAGUCCCUCUGCUGCUGGGUUCACGAAACCAAGCGCGCCCGCACACUGCUAACACUCACCGCCAUCGCUGUCAACUUCGGAGUCGCCUCCUCAGACAUCCUGUGGUGUGAUUCAUCAGAGGUUCACAUCAACAACAGUGACUCUCUGCCAGCUCCGCCCACCUCCACCUGGGCUGACAUCAACAUCUGCAAACAUCCAGAGUACAUGGUGCUGAGCGGUGUGGUUGCCAUGGUUACCUGUGCCGUGUUCCUCAGGUUGAGUUGCGUGUUGAAGCUGGCCGUCCUCCUGCUGGCUGCCGCCCUCUACACCUACCUCAUAGAGACACAGAGGUCUCACCCCCUUUGCAGGAGGGGGGUGUGUGUUGUUCUCAUGGUGAUGUUUGUGGUCGCUGUCGUCUACAACAGCAGACAGAUGGAGGCGACGGCGCGGCUCGACUUCCUGUGGCGUCUCCAGGCGAGGAAGGAGGUGGAGGACAUGAAGGAGCUGAGGGAGCACAACGAGUGUCUGCUGCUCAACAUCCUGCCGGCCCACGUCGCACAACACUUCCUGGAGAGAGACCGCAAUGAUGAGGAGUUGUACUCACAGUCCUACGAGCGAGUUGGCGUCCUCUUCGCCUCGCUGCCAGGUUUCACCGCCUUCUAUGAGCAGAAGGAGCUCAUUCAUCAGCCCGUCGAGUGUCUCCGCCUCCUCAACAACAUCAUCACCGACUUCGAUGAGCUGCUGGAUGAAUGUUUCUUCCAGGAGGUGGAGAAGAUUAAAACCAUCGGCAGCUCGUACAUGGCAGCUUCUGGCCUCUCACCUGACCGACAGGACUGUGAGGACGGCUGGCAUCACCUCAGCGAGCUGGUUCUGUUCGCUCUGGCCAUGCAGGAAACACUCAAACACAUCAACUCUCACACGGGAAACAGCUUCGCGCUCCGAGUCGGUAUCGCUCACGGCCCGGUGAUCGCAGGCGUGAUCGGUGCCACCAAACCUCAGUACGACAUCUGGGGUCUGACGGUGAACAUGGCGAGCCGGAUGGAGAGCACCGGAGUCAGCGGGAGGAUCCAGGUCCCAGAAUCCACCAGCUGCAUCCUGGUGGAGCGAGGAUUCCUACGGCAGCUCAGAGGGAACAUUUAUGUCAAAGGCAUCAGUGAACGCCACGGGAAGGUUCGCACGUAUUUCGUUGGCAGUCGCGAGGAGCGAUCCAGCUUCACGGAGCGCGGCGGUGGGCGGGGCUUCAGUCUGAACAGGAACACACUGGGAGCGGUGGUCUACAGUCUGGUUCAGGCCAGAAAGAGAGAUAAACUGAUGGAGGAGAACGGAGGAUUCCACCUGGUGGAGGCAUCGUAGACAGGUGUGAACUCUCAACAGAACUGCAGCGUUGAGUUAGUGAACAGAACCCCAACAGAGGAGCAGGCGGGCCUGAUCAUCGGAUCAGAACAUCUUCCUCUGUGGAUCCAAAGUGUUUCUGUUGUGUUACUGUAGUCGUGAACAUCAGACUAAGAUGAUCGACCUCUGCAGACCUUCAACACCUCCUGAUCUGAUCACCUGUCGAGCAGGAACCAGCAGACUCCUCCCACAGGAAGAAGUUCUGAUGGACCUGGAGUCAGUCUGAGUUCCCCAGAACCAGAAGAAAAGUACCAGCAGGUGGAGACGUUUGUGUACGAUGUUUAUCUGAACACUCACAUGUCGUUGUGUGAAGAAAAUUGUCAUUUUUGUGAUUUUUAUAAAUGAAUAAUUAUUGUAGAUUAAGAUGAUUUUUUUUUAACUCACUGGAUUCAAAACAAAAAAAAAAACCUGUUUUUAAAUGUAUAAAUUUACAGAAAUGUAGUUUUUCCAGGCUGCCACAGAAUAAACCAGCAGGUUUCACUUUG